UGUAUGUAUCAUAAUUUUAUAAAUAUUUGUUUACAUUUUGAGAUUCGGAAUGAUCUGUAGAUAAAGAAAUAUUUAGAGUUGAUUUAUAAAUAGAUACUUAUAGGAAAUUUAAUACUUUAUUUCAAAGAGCACAUCGGUUAGGUUAAUUAAAAAAGGGUGCAUCAUAUCUAUCAUGUCUUUCUCUUGUGGUGGUCUCAUAGUAAGAAGUGCUACAUCACAUUUGACUAGAAAAUAUGUAGCAAAACUUCUAAAUAAUUAUCAGUGUAAAACAAAGGUUAAUUAUAAAUCAAUGCGCUACAUUUCAUUCUCGAGCAUGUUGUGCCAUCCUGGGAGUUCAUCUGAUGAUGGUGAUUCUGUUAAAGGUCGUAAUGAAAAUGGAAGGAAAUCAUCCUCAAAAGGAAAUGAUGGCGGUGGCCGAGAUGGUCAGUUGAGGUGCCCAAAAUGUGGUACAACUUGUAGUCAUGUUGAAACAUUUGUUACCUCCAGUAGAUUCGUAAAAUGUGACAAUUGUCAACACUUUUUUAUCAUUUUAUCUGAUGUGGAUACAAAAAAAACAGUAAAAGAGAGUCGUCACCAAAGUUCUGGGGAACGAGCUAAUCUGCAGCGACGUCCUCCACCACCACCAAAAAAGAUAUUUGAAUACUUGGACAAACAUGUUGUUGGACAAGAUUAUGCAAAGAAAGUUCUUUCUGUUGCUGUUUAUAACCAUUAUAAAAGAAUAUAUAAUAAUAUGCCUCAUACAAGCUCUGUAACUAGACAUGAUGUUGCUAUUUCUGAAAAUCAAGCCCCAAGUUUUAAUAUUAGAGAUCCCCUACACAUUUCUGGAAUAUCACAGCAAAGUCCACUUGGAGUAUCAAAUUUCCAACAGCAACAAAUUAGUCAAGAUAGUGAUAUUAAAAGUAACAGAGGAUCUGAUAUACUGGAUGCUCAAACUCAUGAUUUAAGGCUAGAAAAGAGCAAUAUUCUUCUUUUAGGACCUACAGGAUCAGGAAAAACUCUACUGGCUCAGACAAUAGCUCGAUGUUUAGACGUGCCUUUUGCUAUUUGUGACUGCACGACGUUGACGCAGGCUGGUUAUGUUGGUGAAGAUAUUGAGUCUGUAAUUGCAAAAUUGCUUCAGGAUGCUAAUUAUAACAUAGAUAAGGCUCAGCAAGGUAUUGUUUUUCUUGAUGAGGUUGAUAAGAUUGGAGCAGUUCCUGGUAUCCAUCAGUUACGAGAUGUAGGUGGAGAAGGUGUUCAGCAGGGAAUGUUGAAAAUGUUAGAAGGGGCUCUAGUUAAUGUCCCUGAGAGAAAUUCAAGGAAAUUACGUGGUGAGACAGUUGUUGUUGACACCACAAAUAUAUUAUUUGUUGCCUCGGGAGCUUUUAAUGGUCUUGAUAGAAUAGUUAGCAGAAGAAAAAAUGAAAAGUACCUUGGGUUUGGAGCUCCAGUGUCAGAAUCUCCUGGAAGAAGAGCAGCUUCAGCAGCUGAUAUUGCAAAUUUCACGACGACAACAAAUGCAGCUGAAGACAUGGCAGAAAAAGAUGCUCUUUUACGCUAUGUUGAAUCUCGUGACUUGAUUGAAUUUGGAAUGAUACCUGAAUUUGUGGGUCGUUUUCCCGUAGUUGUACCUUUACAUAGUCUUGAUGAAAAAAUGCUUGUACAGAUACUGACUGAGCCAAAGAAUGCUUUGGUGCCUCAAUUCCAGAUGCUUUUUACAAUGGAUAAGGUUGAACUAGCAUUUACUGAAGAUGCUUUGAAGACAAUAGCCCAUUCUGCUAUGGAGAGGAAAACUGGAGCCCGUGGCUUAAGAGCUAUAAUGGAAACCAUUUUAUUAGAACCUAUGUUUGAAAUUCCCGGUUCGGACAUAGUUACUGUGCGUGUCACUAAGGAUGUUGUGUUAGGCAAAUGUCCACCAUUUUAUGUACGAGGAGAGAAACAGGAAAAGAAAGACUAUUUUGAAAAUGAAGCUGUAAGAGAAGAUCAAGAAAGAGCAGUAAACACAUAAAAUCGUGUUACAAAAUUUUAGGAAUUAUUAUAAUGUAUUGAUAAAUCUGUACUUUUAAAGUGUUACUUGAAGAAAUCAUAAUUUCUUCAUAUGUUGAAUUUAGUAAAUAAACAUUAUUUUCUAAA
Stegodyphus dumicola is the source of this 2112-nucleotide messenger RNA. RefSeq names its product Caseinolytic protease chaperone subunit (gene ClpX). Gene Ontology annotation, cellular component: mitochondrial matrix. NCBI's taxonomy places the organism in Eukaryota, Metazoa, Arthropoda, Arachnida, Araneae, Eresidae. Gene Ontology annotation, molecular function: zinc ion binding; protein dimerization activity; ATP hydrolysis activity. The record is from RefSeq and is a predicted model, not a curated record.